CCGCCCCUAGGCCGCGUUCCUGCGACCCCGACGGCCGCGCGUAACCCCCUAGCCCGAAGAAAGGAGUCGCGCUGGCCUCCAAGAUGGCGGCCAUGGCAACGGCGUCCGGGCAGCAGCAGAGUGACUGCUGUUUCAGUACUCCAGAUUCGGGUCAACACUUUCAAUUUCAGAACUGGACAAUUAAAGCUGAUCAAGCUAAGAAAGCCGAAUUCAUAAGAACAGCAGAAAAACUAAAAAAACAACUUGUGAAUAUAGAAAAAGACAAAAAUGGUAAUCUCUACAACAAGAAGAGUGAUUUCAGGGUGGAAUACAGCACACUGGAAGAACUGGAACAUAAAAUGACUAACAACAGGAAAGCUGAAAAAGCUAAAAUCCAGCAACAACUAGCAAAAAUACACAAUAAUGUUAAGAGACUUCAACGACAAUUGAAAGAUGUGAAGCCUACACCGGAAUUCAUUGAAAAGCUCAGGGAAAUGAUGGAAGAAGCUGAAAAUGCAAUAAAUGGUUUUAAAGAAGAACAGCGACUCAUAUAUGAAGAGCUUAUGAAGGAGGAGAAGACUGCUACUAAUGAGCUCAGUGCCUUACAGAAAAAAAUUGACACAUGGGCACUGGGUAGUUCAGCCAUAGAAAAAGUUUUCAGAUUACCAUCAGGCAAGGUUCCAGUAGACAAAACACUGCAUCUACCUGAAGAAGUAGUAGAAUUUGAAAGGUUCCUUCAGCAAACAGGAGGGCGACAAGGAGGCUGGGAUGAUUAUGAUCAUCAACACUUUUUGAAAGUAUGGACAAAGCAUAAAGGAAAGCCAUCCUAUAUAGAAGAAGCCCUUGAGUAUCUCUCUGGAAGAACAAAAGAGGAUAUUCAACAGCAUGAGACAUGGUAUCAAGAAUUUCUGAUUUUAGAGGAAAGAAAAAAAGAGUCUAUUGAAAAGUGGAAAAUGAAGAAGCAACAAGAAAAACAAGAAAUCUUAAAGCAAAAGCAGAAGUCAGAGAAAAUGCUCAAAACAGAAAAUCUUCAACAAGAAGCAGCUCAGAAGCAAAAAGCAGAGAAGGAAAGGAAAAAGCAACAAGCAGCUGUCGAAGCGUGGAAAAGACAUAAAGAAAUAGAAUUUGCAAUAAAACAAGCAUCUCGACUGAAAGAGGAAGAAGAGAGGGAGAAAAAGCAACAGAAGGAACGCCAACGCCAGUUCCAACUGAAGCUACUGCUAGAAAAGUACACUCGGCAGAAGGAGGAACAGGAGGCGCUCCAAAGACUUGAAAAGGAGAAGAGGGAGGAGGCUGAAAGGGAAGAGAGGAAGAGAAUUGCUGCAGAAGAAAUUUCUAAGUUUCAAGAGAGAGAUCUUCAUAAACUUGAAGUAAAGAUUCUAGAAAAGCAGGCAAAAGAGGAGGAAAAAAUAGAAAAAGAAAAAAGACUGGCAAAGUUAAGAGAGAAGGUUGAAGUUCACGUAACCAGGGACCCAUCUAGAUUGUACAAACCUACCAAGGGUUGGGAGGAACGCACAAAAGAAAUUGGACCAACAGAUGUGCAGCGACUUUUACAUAUUCCACAUAGAGCUAUCCCAACCUGGAGACAAGGGUUAUAGCUGAACAUCUGCAUAUACGAGAAGAUGAAUUACAUACAAAUAAAGUGACCAACUGGGUCCUUAGAAAUUUUCAUAAAACUUUUUUAUGUAAUGAAGAAUAUUGUGUAUUAUUACAUGGGUUUCAAGUUGUGAUCAUUUAAUUUUUUGUCAUGUUAGCAGUGUAUUCAUUAUGGUAUGUAUUUGAUAACUGGCAUAUCAUCCACAAUUUUAUAAAUCUGAAAAUGAAAUAACAGAAUAUAAAUGUAGAUGUCAUGGAACAACAAUCAAUUAUAUCAAAAUUGCCAUUCUUACAUGUUAUUCUAGACCCUAGACCAUAUAUAAUAUAGUCACUUGGGGAAACAAUGGAAGAAAUAGUAUUUUUAACUGACAAAAAUGCUGAGUGUCAGUUCCUUCAUGUUUUCUACUACAUAUGCUGCAUUUGUAAUUAGCAACUUUUAAAAGAUUGUGUUUUUUUUAUAUUUGAAUAAAUAAAAUGUCUCACAGUUAGAUGGAGUGAUAAUAGAAUGACUAAUCUGUGCUUCAAACUUUUGUACUAGUGUUAAUGUGACUUGGAUAAGGAAUACCACACUAUUUUGCAAAAUAAAUAUUUAUUUUGUUUA
Molecule: messenger RNA, 2176 nt
Organism: Chelonoidis abingdonii (Abingdon island giant tortoise)
Lineage: Eukaryota; Metazoa; Chordata; Testudines; Testudinidae
Gene: CCDC112
Product: coiled-coil domain containing 112
Source: RefSeq, a predicted model, not a curated record